CUAACUCUUUAUUCUCUUUUUAUACCUAUAAAAGAUAUAUAAAAUACAAAUAACCGACUACAACUCGUAGUAAAAGAAAUAAGUACUCAAUUAAAAAAAACAUAUCAAACUUAAGCUCUUCGGAGUUCAUUUUUAUUUAUUUAUUUCCAAGUUUGGUGGCCAACUUUUGAUCCAUCGAUGGAUGAUCAGAAAAUUCAACAUGUCUGCAAUCAACAACAUAAUUUGCACCUAAUUAAGGAUAGUGAAAUCAACAUUACUGAUCAAAUUAGUUGUCAACUAUGUAAGUCUUCUGUGAAACAAUCUCCUUAUUAUGUUUGUGAUUCAUGCAAAUAUUAUAUCCACAAGUCAUGUGAAGAACUACCAAAGCAAAUCGAUCACUCUUUUCAUCCUCGCCAUCCUCUCAUUCUUACAUCAAGAUCUGUCUGGUGCGAAUCUUGUUUCAAAACCCCCCAAAAGAGACUCAUGUUCUGUUGUAAAGAAUGUGGAUUUGACAUGGACAUUGAAUGUGCCUUAAUGUCAAAUUCCAUAACAACAUGUCUUAAUGAAGGCCAACAUUACAUCCAACAUUCUAGUCAUCCUCAUUUGCUACUACUUGUUGACACAACAGAUACUAUCUAUAAAGAUGUCAAUGUUAGAUGUUUUGCAUGUCAAUCAACAUCAGAUGUUAGUGGAGUAUAUUAUGGUUGCAAUAGAUGCAAGUAUUUUCUUCAUAAACAUUGCAUUGAUCAAUUACCACAAAAAAUCCAAACCUCCCACCAACCUAAUCACAACCACCUCUCCCUUCAUAUGAAAAGGUAUAAUUGUAAAUGUAAUACUUGUGGAUAUUCAACCAAACCUGCUUUAUAUUUUGAAUGUCCUCAAUGUGAUUACCAAUUGUGUUUAGAAUGUGGAAUGACACGAAGAGCCAUUACAUAUGAAGAUCAUCCACACAUUCUUUCCUUUCUAGAAAAGAACAUUCAAUGUGAUCGAUGCAAUGUGUACGACACUUGUUUGAAGUAA
This is a messenger RNA of Cannabis sativa, 999 nucleotides long. Its product is annotated as protein VACUOLELESS GAMETOPHYTES. The transcript is spliced from 2 exons. The record is from RefSeq and is a predicted model, not a curated record. Lineage: Eukaryota; Viridiplantae; Streptophyta; Magnoliopsida; Rosales; Cannabaceae. The coding region runs from base 178 to 999 and encodes 273 amino acids.